Messenger RNA from Phyllostomus discolor (pale spear-nosed bat), 3448 nucleotides. It is a transcript of the gene MYEF2, whose product is annotated as myelin expression factor 2. Gene Ontology annotation, biological process: regulation of mRNA stability involved in response to oxidative stress. Gene Ontology annotation, cellular component: post-mRNA release spliceosomal complex; cytoplasm; nucleus. Bases 149 to 1894 code for a protein of 581 amino acids. Gene Ontology annotation, molecular function: mRNA binding. Lineage: Eukaryota; Metazoa; Chordata; Mammalia; Chiroptera; Phyllostomidae. The record is from RefSeq and is a predicted model, not a curated record. The transcript has 16 exons.
GGGCCCCCGCUGGUUCUCGCGAGAUCCGGGCAACAGAGCGCUCGGGGCCUUUUCAAAUCGGGAUCCGUUACCGCUUCCCCGGCCGCCGCCAUUGUCACGCUCGGAGCCUCUGUACGCAGGCGGCCGAAGCGGAGGCAGUGGCGGCGGGAUGGCGGAUGCCGACAAGUCCGAGGUGUCCGGGGCCCCUGGCGACGACAGCCCGCUUCUACAGCCCGCAGAGCCGCCAGGAGAGCCGCGGGGAGAACCGCGGAGAGAAACGCACCCGCCAGAGAACGAGAAACAUCCUCCUCCGCACAGCAGCAGCUCCAAUGGCGUUAAAAUGGAGAAUGAUGAAUCGGUAAAAGAGGAGAAAUCUGAAUUAAAAGAAAAAUCAGCAGGAAAUAAGAAGGCCCAUAGAUUUCAUCCUUAUUCAAAAGACAAGAAUUCGGGCUCUGGGGAAAAGAAGGGUCCAAAUCGAAACAGAGUUUUCAUUAGCAACAUCCCGUAUGACAUGAAAUGGCAAGCUAUUAAAGAUUUAAUGAGAGAAAAAGUUGGUGAGGUUACAUACGUGGAGCUCUUUAAGGAUGCGGAAGGAAAAUCAAGGGGUUGUGGUGUGGUCGAAUUUAAAGAUGAAGAAUUUGUAAAGAAAGCACUAGAAACCAUGAACAAAUAUGAUCUGAGUGGAAGGCCCCUGAAUAUUAAAGAGGAUCCUGAUGGAGAAAAUGCUCGUAGGGCAUUGCAACGGACAGGAGGAUCAUUUCCAGGAGGACAUGUACCACCUGAUAUGGGAUCGGGGCUGAUGAAUUUACCACCUUCCAUUCUCAAUAAUCCAAACAUUCCUCCUGAGGUUAUCAGUAAUUUGCAGGCUGGUAGACUUGGUUCCACAAUUUUUGUUGCUAAUCUUGAUUUUAAAGUUGGUUGGAAGAAGCUAAAGGAAGUGUUCAGCAUAGCUGGAACUGUAAAGCGGGCAGAUAUUAAAGAAGACAAAGAUGGCAAGAGCAGAGGAAUGGGCACUGUCACUUUUGAACAAGCAAUUGAAGCAGUUCAAGCAAUUUCUAUGUUCAAUGGGCAGUUUUUGUUUGAUAGACCUAUGCAUGUGAAAAUGGAUGACAAGUCUGUCCCUCAUGAAGACUACCGUUCACAUGACAGUAAAACUCCACAAUUACCACGUGGUCUUGGAGGCAUUGGAAUGGGACUCGGUCCAGGUGGACAGCCUAUCAGUGCCAGCCAGUUGAACAUAGGUGGUGUAAUGGGAAAUUUAGGUCCAAGUGGUAUGGGAAUGGAUGGUCCAGGUUUUGGAGGAAUGAAUAGAAUUGGAGGAGGCAUUGGGUUUGGUGGUCUGGAAGCAAUUAAUAGCAUGGGAGGAUUUGGAGGAGUUGGUCGAAUGGGAGAGCUAUACCGUGGUGCGAUGACUAGUAGCAUGGAGAGAGAUUUUGGACGUGGUGAUAUUGGAAUAAAUCGAGGCUUUGGCGAUUCCUUUGGUAGACUUGGUGGUGGAAUGGGUGGCAUGAACAGUGUGACUGGAGGAAUGGGGAUGGGACUGGAUCGGAUGAGUUCCAGCUUUGAUAGAAUGGGACCAGGUAUAGGAGCUAUACUGGAAAGGAGCAUCGAUAUGGAUCGAGGAUUUUUAUCAGGUCCGAUGGGAAGCGGAAUGAGAGACAGAAUAGGCUCCAAAGGCAACCAGAUAUUUGUCAGAAAUCUGCCUUUUGACUUGACUUGGCAGAAACUAAAAGAGAAAUUCAGUCAGUGUGGUCAUGUAAUGUUUGCAGAAAUAAAAAUGGAGAAUGGAAAGUCAAAAGGCUGUGGAACGGUCAGAUUUGACUCCCCAGAAUCAGCUGAAAAAGCCUGCAGAAUAAUGAAUGGCAUAAAAAUCAGUGGCAGAGAAAUCGAUGUUCGCUUGGAUCGUAAUGCAUAAUUUCAAACCACGGUUGGAACAUUCCUGUAUCUGUUUCACUGAAUCUCCUAGUAAAAGUCAUUUUAAAAGUAACACUGUAUGCUUUAAAAAGCUGUAAAUAUGAACUUUUAAAACUUCCACCAGCUUUUAACAGUAUAGUGUUAAAUAUACUGUGAUUUUUGUUAAUCUCAAGUUUGGGUUUUUAAAGACAGCAAGUCUGGUCAUUCAGUUUAAAUGAAUGGUUAUACUGUUUUUUAAUAAAAUAAGCCAUUUUCAUGUUAUUUUCAGUACUACAUAGUGGGAUUUGUUCAGGUUUCUCUAGCUUUUAUCAACUUAUUUAUUGUUAGGUAAAGCAUAGAUUUUUUUUAAACUUCUGUUUUCUCUGUGUAAUUGUUCUUGAUAAGAAAGGACUCAAGACAAAUUAAAAUGUGAUUUUGGUUGAUUUUUAAAUUAGUUUUAUUUGAUGGUAAAAAAUUACUCUGAGUAAGUUUUAGAGUCUAAAGUUCAGGAUUUUUUUGACUUAAAUGAAGAAAUGGAGUACUCCUUCUCUGCCCCUUUCUGUCAUUCACAUUUCCACCUAUCACUAUUAACAUUAACCUCCACAGCCACUUAUUUUGUUAUCUCCAACAAUUCCAAGUUCAUAUAGAACUGAUAACGUAGCAAGCCCCAAGUAUAAUAAUAGGCAGGCUAGGCCCAACUUUUUGUCUAGUUUCCAGCCAUUGAAGUGAACUGAUAAAAAAAGAAAAAUAAUUGAAACGUUGAGAGAGAUGGUUAUGUAAAUUAGUCCUCUGCUGUUCACUUCUACAGGAGCUGAUGUAUUUAUAAAGGCAGUUUUAAUCAACCAUGGAACACCUAGGCACAGCAUGUCAAACACGUUCGACCCCACGAUGUUAGACAUAGCCAUAUCUCCUUUGCCUGCAAAAAAAACCCAUGUGGUUAAAAUGUGCAUACCAAUACUGUAUUUUAUUAAUAAGCUUAAAAGACACUGGAUACUGUUUUUGUUUGUUGGGUUUGGAAGAUUGUAUUAGAGCAAAAAUCUUACUGAAUUUGUAUUUUGUAAUUUUGUGAGUUUAGUAUUUAAAGUAUUAACAUUUAUUUAUCUAAUAGUUAUUUCUAUUAAACCAUUUUUCAAUAAGUUAUAGAUCACUUCUUUUCAUUCUGAUUUAACCUGUUUAAUUACAAUUUAAUGCUCAUUCCAAAUGAAUUUUAUUUGGGGAAUUAGAUAUAAUGAAAUUAAUCUGUUAUUAAACAGUAAAUCCUUCCUCUUGAGUUAUUUUUUUUAAAGUAUGUUACUGAGGAAAUAAAUAUUUUUAAAGGUAACUUUGCUUAGUAUUCAGCCAGGCCUGAAGAAUGGGCAGUGCAGCUUGAGGGAUCUGAUUCUUACCUUUUCUUGCGACCAACACACUUGCAAUUGUGUCUGGUAUGCUCGUUCCUGCUGCUAAUAAAGUAAGGCCCAUUAUUGUAUCUGGAAUUUCCAGUGUUUCCCCUGUAAAAAACAGAUAUUAUGAGUUACAGAUCUCACAGGUUCACUGACCAUUCUCUGCAGAUAUUUCAGGUAUUUCCUUUGUAAAUGAA